UUCUUUUCAUUGGGAUUCAAAUUCUUCUUUUAUCUUUUGAACUCCAAGUACUCUAUAUUAAUGAACUGCUUUGUUCCUAUCCAUUAAUGUCUACUUCUUCUACGUAAUGGAGUUUCCUUCAUUUCUGAAUAGAACCGAUAGUUUUGGAUGUGGGUUCUUCAUUUUUGGCUGUUCCUCUCAGAUUUUCAAUCUCGUCUUUCUCUUUUGCUUGCUUGUUGUAGGACUCAAGUUUCUUCUUUUCAAGGGCCCUUCGUUAUUUGUGCAGUAUAUAGAGAAGAAAUAUCGAAUUUCUCCCGAUCGAGAACAUACGGAUUGCAACAAUGGGUUCGUUUCAAAAUCUUACUUGGUGGAUGCGUUGGAUCAGAAGAAACCCAUCAUUUUACACUGGAGUUCUGAUUGUACUAAUGGAUUGAGCUUGAGACAGAAGAUGAAAAAGAGCUGUGAGAUAUGUGAUCAUCUUCUUCUACGUGAUGAGCUUGAUGAUCUCAGCAAGAACAGAGACACUACUGCAGCGUUAUCGGAAAGAGAGCUCGAGCAGGAAAGCGAGGAGGAAGAAUCACGGUCUCCGAGUGAUAGUGAAGACCAGGUGUUCGACGUUAUUACUCUAAAGAAAAUGGUGAAGAGAGAGAGGAAACGUGGAGAUUUUAUGAAGAUAGAGCUGGAGAAGGAGAGAAGAGCGGCUGAAUCAGCUGCUGAAGAAGCCAUGGCUAUGCUUCUGAAGCUUCGGAUGGAGAAGAGCGUGGUGGAGAUGGAGGCGAAACAUUACAAGAGAGUUGCAGAGCAAAAGCAAGUCUAUGAUCAAGAAGUGAUUCAAUCGUUACAGUGGAUGUUGACGAUGAAGCUUGAUGACGAAGAGAAGAUUCAAGACUAACUCUUGAUCCUCUGUAAAAAUAAAUUAACAAAAAUAAAAGAUGUAUCCGCUUUCUUCGGUUAUGCCGAACCAGAAAAUAACGGUUUGAAACUAAACCAAAAAUUUAAUUUUUAGACAAGUCUACUUACGUGGCAGGUGACUAUUGGAUGUAUGACAACGA
Eutrema salsugineum is the source of this 1031-nucleotide messenger RNA. RefSeq names its product protein FLOURY 1-like. NCBI's taxonomy places the organism in Eukaryota, Viridiplantae, Streptophyta, Magnoliopsida, Brassicales, Brassicaceae. The transcript has a single exon. The coding region runs from base 107 to 871 and encodes 254 amino acids. The record is from RefSeq and is a predicted model, not a curated record.